Messenger RNA from Arabis nemorensis, 663 nucleotides. NCBI's taxonomy places the organism in Eukaryota, Viridiplantae, Streptophyta, Magnoliopsida, Brassicales, Brassicaceae. The record is from the annotation of a GenBank genome assembly.
AUGGGCUCUGAAGGACCAACGGCUGUGACAAUUAACAUCACAGGCUUCAAGAAGUUCCAUGGAGUUGCUGAAAACCCAACGGAGAAAAUGGCUACAAACCUGAAAGACUAUUUGGUGAAGAAUAGUCUUUCGAAAGAUGUGGUUCUUGGAAGCUGUACUGUGCUUGAGACCGCUGGUCAAGGAGCUCUCGCUUCGCUUUAUCAGUUGUUACAAUCAUCGGUCAACACGAAAGGGUCAGAGGCAGUGACAUGUGGAAAAACCAUCUGGGUUCACUUUGGAGUUAAUAGUGGCGCUACGAAAUUUGCAAUCGAGCAACAAGCUGUGAAUGAAGCGACUUUUCGUUGCCCCGAUGAAUUGGGUUGGAAGCCUCAGAAUUUGCCAAUUGUUCCCUCUGAUGGUCCGAUCUCAAAUGUAAGAAAGACUACUCUUCCGGUUGAGGUGAUAACAAAAGCAUUGGAGAAGAAGGGCUUUGAGGUGAUACAAUCAGAUGAUGCAGGUCGAUUUGUAUGCAACUAUGUCUAUUACCACUCUCUGAGAUUUGCAGAACAGAAUAAGACCAAUUCACUCUUUGUUCACGUUCCUCUUUUCGUUGCUGUGGACGAGGAGACCCAGAUGAGAUUCACGGUUUCUCUGCUGGAGGUACUCGCUUCUAUUUGCAAGUAA